Molecule: messenger RNA, 6255 nt
Organism: Ixodes scapularis (black-legged tick)
Lineage: Eukaryota; Metazoa; Arthropoda; Arachnida; Ixodida; Ixodidae
Product: protein FAM13A
Exons: 25
Coding region: 681-3590 (969 amino acids)
Biological process (GO): signal transduction
Source: RefSeq, a predicted model, not a curated record
ACGAGGAGCGAGAGGGAGAGAUUGUUUUGCUUUGCUCUGCGCCGCCGCCAUCUUUGGUGCGACGAGGAAAAAGCGCCGGAGGACUCGAUCGGUCGGAGUUGUCGGUGUCUGUCUGGACGUGCCCCGACGUGCUGUGCAUCCGUUCGACGGGUUACUGCGUUCAUCAUGGACAUGAACUGUCGCUGCUAACGCCGAGGGCGUCGGAUCGAGCCGCGGCUUGAAGGAGUCGUUUUUUUCUUUUUCCCCCUGUGUGUGAGAUCUCCUGUAGCUCGACCAGUCGGCACUACGGUCCGCGAAUCGGGUGCAUCAGUUUCGGUCUGCUGUUUCUGCGACUGUGGGCACCCAGUCUGCUUGAGACCUGUUGGGGCAGCACAAGGCCCCUCUGCAGCCAACCAGCGUGGGCUCCUAGGCGCCACUAGGCUCUAACCCAGCGGUCACCGUGACACGAAUGCUGUCACUGCGGUUGGUCUCCUGCCGGUUUCUCAAGCAGCCAUAAGAGGGGACUUGCCAGGCGUGCUCAGUGUUGCCAUGUAACUCAUUCAUCCAUUGUGCUCACCGAGUGUUGUGUUCCUGUGGUCUGUCUACGUCGCCUCGUUUCUGUAACACCAUCACGCAAGUCUCAGAGGUAGGCGCACUGGGAGUGCUGCGCUGGCCUGUGAGCAGUACGUCGCAGCUUAAGGAUGCGGAAGCCCACCUUUUGCACAGACAUUGCUGUCGCUGAAAUGACCUCAGCCAGCCAGAACCUGGAAGUGUGCGGCGAGAGCCGCAUGGAGCGCGUGCGCAAGCUGCUGAGCUCUCCUCUGGCCCGCCGCAAGUCCGGUAGCCUGGCUCUGCGUACAUUUGGGGUGCCCCUGGACUCCCUGGUGCAGCAGGCCGCAGUGCCCUUCGUGGUCGUCCGCCUCUGCCAGUACCUGGAGAAGAGAGGCAUGGCCCAGGAAGGUCUGUUCCGGGUGAGUGGCAACGCCCGGCUGGUGGAGAAGCUCAAGUGGAGCUUCGACCACACGGGUGACGCGCCCCUGGAGACGGAAGGGGACGUGGCGGCUGUGGCGGCCCUUCUCAAGCUGCUCUUCAGGGAGCUGCCGGAGCCCCUCAUGCCCUCGGGCAUGCACCCGGCCUUCCUGGACGCCAUACAAGAGGGCGAAUGGGUUUCGUUGUGCUCCAUAGCCUCUGUGCACGACCGGGAGGAAUGCACUCGGCGCCUUAAGUGCCUGGUGGAGCAGCUGCCCCCCGGCAACUUCGGGGUGCUCAAGUACCUGUGCCACUUCCUCAACCGGGUGGCCCAGUCGGAGAAGCUGACGCGCAUGACCCCCAGUGCCCUGGGCAUCGUCUUCGGGCCCAACCUCUUCAGGUUUGCCGAAGAUCUGCAAGGCCUGAAAGAACAGGCAGUGACUAACCAGGUGGUCACGUGUUUCAUCGCCGACUACCAUUCCAUCUUCGAAGGAGACGCAGAACUCUCCUGCACCGCAGACAGCUCCAUGAAUGUGGAAGGGAGCAGCAGCAGCAGCAAGGCCAACGGAAGAGUGAUUGCUGGGAUCUGUGCAGUGCCUAUGCAGCCCCUCUCUGUAGUCAUUCCUCCGUUGGAUGAAGCAAUGCUGGCCCUGAAGCAGGAGCCACUUAGCGAGGUGCCCACACUGAUGAUUGACAGCUUGAUUGAUGGCACCUGCAAACAAGCAAUCUUCUACAGGCAUAGGGAAGUAAAAGAAGGGAGCUCGGCCGGAGUGACCAGUGGGCGCAGUUGCAAGCGCAAGGAGCGCAAGCUCUCCGGAGAGGAGUGGCCCCCGGCACCCCGAUCAAGCUCGGAGGAGCGGCCCCCCGCUGGGGGGUCCCUCAUGGAGCCCCAGCUGGCCUCUCGCCGCUGCAGCAGCCACGAGGAGGUGGCCAUCCUGGACUCUGCCCAAGGGCACACCCCCAAGUCAACGGGGAGUCCCUGCGGCGGAGCGGCGUCCUCCGAGGAGGCGAACCGGGACCUGAGCCCCCAUCCGCCCCAACCCAAGCGUAGGGAGCUCGAGACGCCCUCUACGUCCAGCCAGGAGUCGGCCUCACAGGACUGGCACGAAGCCUGUCGCAGCGCAGAGAGGCUCACGCCGCACCACUUCAAGGACGUCCAGUACCAGCCCGGUUCGCGCAAGUCCGGCACGGGCAAGUCUGUGGACAGGCCCCUGUCGUCUGGCUUCCAGUCCCUGGGAGGGAAGAGCCCCUCGCCGCGUGCAGAGAAGGGAAGGGCCAGCGAAGAGGGUGAGGAGGUCUCUGUCCCACACACCCCCAGCACUCCGGGCACCUUCAGCAAGGACGCCAUUCCGCCGCUGGACCUUGACAGCUUCCGCCAGGAAGAACCUGUCUUGUCGGAGCAUCGGUUCAGUUGGCCCAUGGUACAGGCUUUGACAGAAGAGGAGGUCGUCACACCUUAUCUUCAAAAAGCAAAUUCCUACGAGGCACCUCUAUCGCCAAGUGCUUACCGAAGCUACUUGUCUCACAGGAGCCUUCAUCUCGACCCAAGCUUGCCUCCGUCUCCUCCCGUGGAGCAGGACGAUUUUCUGAAAAGCAACUUCAAAGAAGAGGAGGCAAAUCUGACCACCAUCAAGCAGCUGUCCAAGAAGAUUCACAGCUUGAAGAAGAAGGUCAAACAGUUUGAAGAGAACUUUGAGAAGGAACAUGGAUACAGGCCAUCUCACGCCGAGAAGAUGAAUCACAGCGAGGUGAAAAAGCUUCUGCUCGAACUGAACAAGCUGCGCAAGGACGUGAAAAACCUGAGGGAAGAGAACAGCCUCCCUGAGCCCGCCUACCUGAGCUUCUCCUCCUGGAGUCGGGACCAGUCCAAGUUGGGCAGGGAGCCCGACGAAAACAACGGCCGGCCGACGCGGGUCAUGGAGAAGGCGCUCAACGACACCCUCACCUCGCUGGCCGAGAAGCGCAGGAUGGCCCAACGCCCGGACAGCGUCGACGACAUGACUCGCGAGCAGGUGCUGGAGGAGAAGCUUGCCAUCCAGAAAGCCCUGCUACGCUUCGAGAGCCUGCACGGGCGCCCGUCCCGCCGAGCGGACCGCAACCUGAUGCGUCCCUUGUACGACCGCUACCGCAACGUCAAGCGCCUGGUGGGCAGGGCACCCCCGCUGGCCAAGGGCAAGGACUCGGAGCUGCAGCCCAUCCUCGAGCACGUGGCCAUGAACUUCACCUCCCCGCAGCCCAGGUCCCCGCCCCAGGAGCUGGAAGAAGGCCUGGAACUGAUGCCCUCCAUGUCUGCCAUCAAAGAGAAUCUCCAGGAAGCCCCAGAGGACGACUGUGUGGCUGACAAGGCCGAACUGGUGGAACAGGCUUCCGGAGUCCUGGAGAAGUACAAUGAUUCCAACCUCCACGAGCUGCCCUUGGAUGAACUUCUUCAACAGCAGCAGCAAACAAAGCUUGAAAAGCGACGUCUACGAAGGCUACUUCGGGAGUUUGAGGAAGACUUCCAGAAGCAAACUGGAAGGAAAGUGCAGAAAGAAGACAAGGCCCCAAUGGAUUCUGUGUAUUGUGAGUAUAAGCAUGUCAAGGCCCGUAUGCGACUGCUGGAAGCCCUAGUCUCCAAGCACGAACACCGUCGCGACAUCUGAAGCAUCCAAACACCCUCACUUUUUUCUCGCCUCGGUCUGGGACCAGCAGCGCCACCUCUUGGAGGCUUGUGGACACCCCGCAAAAGGCGUGCGAGGUUGGCAGAACGCCACCCCUUCGAGCAAGAGGGGGCCAUUUCCCUCCUCAAGUUCAGGAGGAGGAACUUUCACCUUGCGGACUUUCUACCUGUGGCGGAACCAAACUCACGGGCGCAACUCAUUACCGCUCCAUCCCCCACCAAAAGAAAAGAUCUUUGGGCAGUCGUUCAUCCUUCUUUCUCAUACCAUGGUCCAUUUUACCGACCCUAUGCCAUUAAACCAUUUGAACCACGACUGCCCUUCUCCUCUGUAACGGACUGGACUAAGGAGACAUGACUUUGGGGUUUAUUUUCACCACUGCUGCAUUUGCAUUUUAGUUUGCCUUGCAGUUUGCGGGCAUGCAAAGACAAGUUAUGAGUUCUAAUAGACCCGACUGGGUUCAACUUGUUUUUGUUUGUUCAUGUUCUUGUGAUACUACAAAGACGUUCUGUGGCAUUGCUGUUAGCUCCGUUCCUUUUUGUCUCUAUGCAUGUUCCCGAGUGCACACGGUAUGAACGAAUGAUAUUUUAUAUUGUACUAUCUUUCCUCGCUUGAGUGAGUCUAGUGGAGGAACCAGGCUAUGGCAAUGUUUCCGGUUGGGGGGCCCCUGAAGUAUGUUCCGGUUCAUGUUUGGGUUCAGGUUGCGUGCUGUGACUCGUGCUUCUGCGGCGGCCUUGGCCGCCACUGGUCGAGGCUGCCUGGGACGAAGGUUGAUUGAGUGCCUUGAUCGGUGACGACGGGGAAAGUGCUUGAUUCAGAGUGGCUGUCCUGAGGAACUAUGGCCCUGGUUUCUGGUUUCUGAUUUUUUUUUUUUUUUUUUAGGAUUUAGUAUUGUACCUGAAACAUUUGCGUGUUUGUCGUCAGCAUAUUGUUUUGCGUGUGUUCUUGAGGCAUGGUAAGACAACCGUGCCGUUUUGGUAGGAUGUGUGUGUGUGUGCCUACAUCUAUGGUAACAUUUACCAUGCUGUACUUGUGGCUGGUUUUAGUGUAAGUUUUAGCAUUGGUUAUUCACCCUCAUAGGCGUGCUGUGAUGCUGAGCCCUUUGAAUUCGGCCGGCAAUUCCAGUGGCAGUGUUGAUGGCUAGUUCAUGGACAGUUUUAUGGACACACUUUGCUUUGUAGCAAAUGAUGUGUACACAUGAAAGACUUGGAACAAAGUUUUGAGUGUGGUGUGCAGUGUAAAGAUAUGCAUACACAUUAUAUAAAUAUAUAUAUAUAUAUUAUAUACAUACAUAUAUAGAAAGAAAGUGUGGACAGUUUAUUGCUUGAGAUAAACGUGCAUGGCAGUAUUAUGAGCAAGAAAUGUGUGUGUGUGAAUCAAGAAAAUACUAUUUAUAGCAGUGGAUGUGAUGGUGUGCCCAUUAAAAAGUUUCUAUAGAGUUCCUGAGGGUGUCUGAUUUGUCUGCACACUUUGGAAGCAUGGCUGCUUUGAUGAAGAAGACGUGGAUGCUUCAGAGAGACAAAGUGGAAGGUGUUCUCGUCCGCCGACCGGUGUUUGGCCACUGUGGAGCGGCAGAGCGGCCAUAUGUCAUGCACGAUUGAUGGCAAUAUAUCAGUGCUUUGCUGCAGUGUAAGACUGGUGGCAUAACAAGUUUAAUGUUCUGUUAUGUUUAUACCUGUCUGGUAAAUAUAUCCUAUAAAUAUGUAGUGCAUUAAUAGGCAGUGGGUACUAUGUGAAAGUUUCAUAUAGAUAUAUUUUUAGUCCUAUCUUUGGUAAGAGUUUAUGCAAUGGUUUCCUCAGCCCUCGUUGAGCUUUUUUUUGUAUAAUGAGAAAUGUGUGUUAUUUGUUGCAAAACUACAUACUUUUUGAUAAUACAUGAGAUGUACAGAGGUAGUUGCACUAAAGAGGUGAUUGAAAUAUGUUCAUUACAGUUCUAGAAGGGCUGACGUUUAUUGAAGCCGCAGCUCUCUGUCACAAGGAGGAAAAGCGAGGAUUGCGUUGCCCCUGCGGAGCCGUGAAAACAGUAUCCCUUUCAAAUUCUGACGUGUGCCAAGCAUUGAUUCUUUUACGCAACUAAUUGGGAAAAGAUGACGUUUGUGUUGUAACAUGCGUUGAGUUGCAUGCUCGUGUCCCCAAAAAGGUUCUCGAUUUUCCCUUGCUGUUUGCAUGAUGUCGGCACAAUAUUCAUCUAUUUACUUGUACUUGAAGUCACUGGUAUUAUAAAUUUCACUACUGCAUAGCCUGUGGGCCCUAUGUUUAGGAUCUAUGGAAGUUAAUACUUUGAUCUACGUACUAUCAUAUUUUGAACUUUGGGAUACUGUGGCAGUUAUUGCACGGCGCCAGAACUGCAAUGCCGGGAGCAUUGGCUAUGCGACAUUUGUUAGAGACUUUGGGAGGACUUGUCAGUUUGUUUUUGCACCCCCUUAUGCCUACAGGGCCGUAGCGGCGGCCUGGCCUAUCUUUGUCUUUUUUGAUAACUAAUUUUACUCUACAUUGUUUGCCGAGUAAAUGUAAUUUGUACAGAGACCCUAAUAUUGUAACUGCUUUACAUGGGGAUCCAACCAGACUUGCUUUCUGCUACGUGUUUUUGUGUCAGCCAGAAGGCAUGUGACACUAAAAGGUCGACACAUUAAACAUUUGUGUGGCUGAA